This is a messenger RNA of Centropristis striata (black sea bass), 3357 nucleotides long. Its product is annotated as tubulin beta chain. The transcript is spliced from 5 exons. Lineage: Eukaryota; Metazoa; Chordata; Actinopteri; Perciformes; Serranidae. Gene Ontology annotation, biological process: mitotic cell cycle; microtubule cytoskeleton organization. Bases 85 to 1419 code for a protein of 444 amino acids. Gene Ontology annotation, molecular function: GTPase activity; structural constituent of cytoskeleton; GTP binding. The record is from RefSeq and is a predicted model, not a curated record. Gene Ontology annotation, cellular component: cytoplasm; microtubule.
ACUUUCUGUCUGAGUCAGUGAGUCGGUCAGCAGCUCCUCUUGAUCUCUGCUACAAUUUACCUUCAUCACUAACUAUUAUCCAUCAUGAGGGAGAUCGUGCACAUCCAGGCCGGCCAAUGUGGGAACCAGAUUGGUGCAAAGUUCUGGGAGGUGAUCAGUGACGAGCACGGCAUCGACCCAACAGGAACCUACCACGGAGACAGCGACUUGCAGCUGGACAGGAUCAGCGUGUAUUACAACGAGGCCACUGGUGGGAAAUAUGUGCCCAGAGCCAUUCUUGUUGACCUGGAACCAGGCACCAUGGACUCAGUCCGUUCUGGACCCUUUGGACAAAUCUUCAGACCUGACAACUUUGUGUUCGGUCAAAGUGGAGCUGGAAACAACUGGGCCAAAGGUCAUUACACGGAGGGGGCAGAGCUGGUGGAUUCAGUCCUGGAUGUGGUGAGAAAAGAGGCAGAGAGCUGUGAGUGUCUGCAGGGUUUCCAGCUCACUCACUCUCUGGGAGGAGGCACCGGCUCCGGCAUGGGCACCCUGCUCAUCAGCAAGAUCAGGGAGGAGUACCCUGACCGCAUCAUGAAUACCUUCAGUGUGGUGCCCUCUCCUAAGGUAUCGGACACGGUGGUUGAGCCGUACAAUGCCACGCUGUCGGUCCACCAGCUGGUAGAAAACACAGAUGAGACCUACUGCAUUGACAACGAAGCCCUUUAUGAUAUUUGCUUCCGCACUCUCAAACUCACUACCCCCACCUACGGCGACCUCAACCACCUCGUCUCGGCCACCAUGAGCGGCGUGACCACCUGCCUGCGUUUCCCCGGCCAGCUAAACGCUGAUCUGAGGAAACUGGCCGUCAACAUGGUGCCCUUCCCCCGUCUCCACUUCUUCAUGCCUGGCUUUGCCCCUCUGACCAGCAGGGGGAGCCAGCAGUACCGAGCCCUGACGGUGCCCGAGCUCACCCAGCAGGUGUUUGACGCCAAAAACAUGAUGGCGGCUUGCGACCCUCGCCACGGACGCUACCUGACGGUGGCUGCCGUGUUCCGUGGCCGCAUGUCCAUGAAGGAGGUGGAUGAGCAGAUGCUGAAUGUCCAAAACAAGAACAGCAGCUACUUUGUGGAGUGGAUCCCCAACAACGUCAAGACAGCCGUCUGCGACAUCCCGCCACGUGGCCUCAAGAUGGCCGUCACCUUCAUCGGCAACAGCACGGCCAUCCAGGAGCUGUUCAAACGCAUCUCUGAGCAGUUCACCGCCAUGUUCCGCCGCAAGGCCUUCCUCCACUGGUACACCGGCGAGGGCAUGGACGAGAUGGAGUUCACCGAGGCCGAGAGCAACAUGAACGACCUGGUCUCCGAGUACCAGCAGUACCAGGACGCCACCGCUGAGGAGGAGGGAGAGUUUGAGGAAGAAGUGGAAGAAGAUGCCUAAAAAAAGUAUUAAGAAGUGAUGUAACAAGAGCUGAAGAAGGAGAGAGAAAGUUAACAACCAGAUAGAAAAAAAAACAGAAAAUAUAGUAAUUUUGGUAAGAAAUUAAGGAAGAUGUGGAAAAGAAGCAUUGGGAGGUUGGAAUUGGUUAAUGGAGGGAUGGAAACAAUGUGAAGAAAUAAAUUGAAAAAUGAAUGUAGGAAAAGGAAAAGAUGCUGAAUGACAAACAGGAUCAAAAUAACUUGACCAAAUCAAUGUGCGACGGUUUACAGUUCAUUGUGACGCUAUGUUUGGCCUCCCAAAAUGUUUUUUUUUACUCUUAAGGUCAUUAUCUUGCAGCAAAUGCACAAAUCAAAACACUUCUUACACCUAACUACUACGAGGAAAAACUCAAAGAUGAUGGUGGCUUUAUAUAUGUAGUUAAUUCCACCUUUUAAAUUGUUAAAUUACAAUACAUUCAUGCAAACAAGCUUGUAAAUUUGCCCAAUUACUUCUUGCAUGAGAAACAGUGUUUUGCAGUCAUUGGAAAAAUGAAAUCAAUGUGCUCCUUCUCUGGUUUGCGGUGCAGAGUCAGCAGUUAUAAUAGUCCAAUUUAUCAUUUAAAGAAGAGUGAAGUAGAAAUGAUGUCAGUGUUAUGAUCACUUAAACUGAGGCUCAGAUUGUUUUUGGGAAACAAAAUCUGUGAGAAAUGUGAAAUCAUGCCAUUAUCAGUGUUUAUUGUUCUUAUGAGUUUUCAUUACUCUUGUCAUCAGCUUUAAAGAUCCACUCUCAGAGAUAAAUGUGAACUUUGGUCGUAGGUGGGACUGUCAGUAUUAUUAUUGCACUCUCAGCGAAUUGAUACAUUUUUCUUGCCUUUUGUCACUUUUCUUUUUAGGACUGUGGGUGAGAUAAGAUAAAACAUUCUGGUGGCAUUCAGUCUUCUGCUGGCAGAGCAAUUCAUAUUCCAGAGAUCAUCAUCUAAGUAAAAUACCUCUCUCUAUUCCAGUUAAACACAAAAGUUCUUUCUUUCACACAGUAACUUUUAUAGAGAAGAAGAACAAUAAAUGACCCACUCAGCUCACUCACUUAGAACUUCAAGAUUCAAAUUCUGGAACAACACAAUAUAUUUUUGUGGCAGAGUGUGCAACCAAUAUAACCUAUUGCACAACAUUAAUUUGCGUUGUGAAACAGAUGAAAGUUGUGCUUCGUCCUGACUUUACACAUUUUCACAGUUUUAAUGCUACAGCGGCAGCAGCAGGAUUAUUCUCAGACGCCAGCCAACGUCAUGAGGAGGAUCACACCCUGCAGAUGUCCUGAGCCCAGGUCAGGUCAUGCAAAAGUGUUUCACUUAGCUUGAUCUGUUUUCUAUUUCCUUCAUUGCACAAUAUGUUGUAUUUAAAUAGGCCUGAGGUCACCUUGACAAGAAGCAUCUUUGCUGUUGUUGGAUUAGAAUCAUGUAUCAGUCAAGUAUGUAAAGACAGAAAAGAUAAAAUAAGUACUUUGUCUGUGACCUUCAGGGUUUUUUUUUUAAACUAUACAUUUUUUAGACUUCACAGGCCCAGUGGUCAGGAUAAGAAAGACUGAAAAAGACGGUAUCAGCAUAAUAUAUCUCAAGCUUUAACUGUUGCUCACCCUCUGGGACUCGGGUAUAAUUGACGUCAUACAGAGUAAUUUUACCAUUUUUAAUAAUAAAGACUUCUUGAACCACUUUUCAAAAAUAAAAUGCCCAAGUUUUAUAUUACAGGCCUAUGAAGACAUGCAUAAUUUAACACUCUGAGCCAUUACAGUAGAAGAACAAUAGUCAUCAGUGUUUAGUAUGUGAUUCUCAACUAUUUUGUCUUCAUGUCUGUGUGAGCUUUGUUGUUAGUACAUUUUUUAAAUUUCUGUGGAAACAGUUUGACGUGGGAUCCCUGUGACUGUGAAUCAUUUUUGGGAAAUAAAAAGGCAUUGGUAGGAGAUGAU